AUGUCCGCCGUCUACUCGAUCUACACCUCGCCCAACCAUGCGCCCAUCCCCAACCACCUGCCGACGCUGAUCGUCACCCCCUACGGCCAGCCCCACCACACCCUCUACUCGUACAUCCACACCAAUUUCAACAAGGAGACCUACCUGCUUACCCCUUCGCCUCAGGGCGACCUCUGCGUCGCCAAGAUGGUGCCCCCUCCCGGCUCGCGCGGCCCUGGCGGCCCCGGCUCGUCCGAUGGCGGGCACUCGGCGGCAAACAACGACCGGACGGUGCGGUGCGAGGCAUCGCGUAACCUGCGAUGGUCGAUUACCAACACCGGCAUCAACGCCCCCGUCUACAAGCUGACGCUGCCCAACCCAGAUGCGCCGGGCAACGAGCAGCCCCUCUUCCAAAUAUCCAAGCCCAACCCCAACGCGACGUGGUGGACCAUGUUUUAUUUCACCUACGCCGGCCACCUCAUCCCGCCCAAGCGGAUCGAGUUUGGCAAGAUCCAGAAGAAUGCCGCGGCGGGCAGCGGCGGCGGCGGAGGCACGAGGGUCAGCAUCACGGGCAAGUCGGCCGAGGAAAAGGCCGUCUGGCAGACGCUGGGCGAGGGCAACGAGGACAUGGUCGAGUGGAUCGUGCUCUGCGCGGCGCUCAACGUGCUCGACGACGAGAUCAUCAAGGCGGCUCAGAAGAGCGAGACUCACGCCGCGCCGAGCGGUGCCAAGGCCAUCCCUUCGAGCCGGCCGUCGGCGGGCAACGGUGGCCCCAGGACCGGGUGGGCCGGCGCCUGA
Messenger RNA from Pseudozyma flocculosa PF-1, 777 nucleotides. RefSeq lists its product as uncharacterized. The coding region runs from base 1 to 777 and encodes 258 amino acids. Lineage: Eukaryota; Fungi; Basidiomycota; Ustilaginomycetes; Ustilaginales; Ustilaginaceae. The transcript has 2 exons. The record is from RefSeq and is a predicted model, not a curated record.